AUGCCUACUACACGUGUUACACUUGCUUCGAAUUCCAAUCAGUCGCAAAAGACUCCUCUUCUCAUUCCUGAUUCUGCAUCUCUUGAUCCGAAUGCUUCCCCCUCCUGCUACUCUCUUGUCAUCAAGACUGCCCAAUCAAAGCUAAGAUUGAGAAAGGCCCAAAGGGUUUUCGUCCAUGGAGGUCAGGAGCUGACCAGGCAGAAAGACUGGGAGCAUUUACUGGAAGAUGAUGUUGUUCUACUUGUGUCUGUCGGGGAAGAGUCCCAGGUGGAAGGAGACAAAGGCAGAAAGAUUGCCGAGAACCUACGAGGUCUUGAGGGUGUUUGGCGUACCCAGAAAGCCAGAGAGACCUGGCUCGGGCACGCCGAGGUGACGGCCAGUUACAGCGCUGGUGAAGAAUGGGAUGCUGCACUUGGUACCAUUGGGGCCGGAAACCAUUUCGCUGAGCUUCAGGUUGUUGAAGAUUCAGUUAUGUGCAAACCUACGAGCGCGACAGAAGCCUCUCAACAUGAACUGCAUGAGUCCGACACUCACAUCUCAGCCAGUGAUAUCCGCGCAGCCAGGUUGGCCGUCCAAGCCAGGAAGGUUGUCGACAUAUACCACAACAACGUACAAGUCACAACAACAUGGCCUCCCUCCCUCAAGCCAGAUGAGAACAAUGGUGAAUUCUCAUCCAGAUUGGCAGACUUAUGGAUCGAGGCGCCCCAGAAAUACUACAUACACCGCAAAGGCGCCGCACCCACCCACGAUCCCCUAACAUACAUUCCUCUCUCAAUCCUCCCUCUACCAGGAUCUCGCGCCACCCCAACACUCAUCCUUCAUCCCACCUUCUCAGCCACCAACGCCCACGGCAAAACUAAUGCCCUAAGUCUCGCCCACGGAGCCGGACGGGCCCUCUCUCGUGCCAAAGCAGCCUCCUACAUUGCGGAAAAGUAUGCUGGCAAGACGGAGGACCUCCUCAGGGGUGACUUUGUCAAGGCAGACAAACGCGGCAACAAGCUCUUCGGAGGAGAUAAUGCUGGAGGGAGGAAUGUCCAUGGAGCCUGCUGGGUUGUGUGUGAGGAGAAGCAGCUUGUUUGGGAGGAAGCCCCUGAAGCGUAUAAGGACCUUUGGGAUGUGGGAGAGGAUCUGUUGAAGAAGGGAUGCGCGGAGAGGUUGGGAUGGUGUAGGGGGAGAGUGAGCUACAAGGUCAGGAAGGAGUAG
Letharia lupina is the source of this 1203-nucleotide messenger RNA. RefSeq lists its product as uncharacterized. The record is from RefSeq and is a predicted model, not a curated record. The coding region runs from base 1 to 1203 and encodes 400 amino acids. Gene Ontology annotation, biological process: RNA processing. Gene Ontology annotation, molecular function: RNA ligase (ATP) activity. NCBI's taxonomy places the organism in Eukaryota, Fungi, Ascomycota, Lecanoromycetes, Lecanorales, Parmeliaceae. The transcript is spliced from 4 exons.